UUUAAAUAUUCAGUUGUCGCAUACGGUCGGAUGUUUUAUAUCUACUGCAUUAAGAUCGUGCCGCUAGGUUAUGUUUCGUAUCGUAAAGGAUUCAGACUUCCUCACCAGCCUAUAAUAAUAAUUUAGACAACGUAGUCGCGCCGGAGCAUGCGAUAUCGCUCCAUAUUCUUAAUAUAAUACACAAUAAUAUCCAAUACAAUUCAGAAGUUCGGUUGUACAUCACGAACGCGCGUACGACUUGCACGUGAUUUUUGAGUAUAUUUCGCUAAUCUCGACCAACCGACCGCACUCCGAUGUAUUGCCUCUCACUACAGACCAAACAUUUCCAAAGAUAUAUACCGAUACUCUAAAUUAUAGAGUCUAGACGUUUGUUUUCAUAUGUCAGUAAAUUUUUUAUAUAUAUGCAUGUGUGUAUUUGGUUUAUAUAUAACGCAGUAUCGAAUAUAUCAGUUUGGUAGCGCAUGAUCGCAUCAUGGAAUACUGAAUCGGUCAUCGUGCGUAUUAUUUAUUGUAAGUACGUAAAUGGAUGAUAACAGAAAAAGGAAACGAGAGUUUUUCGAAGUUAAUGUUCGUGCUGUAACGGACACUUUAGAUCUAUCUAUUCAACCAUUUAUGGCGAUAAAACGCCGUUCAUUAUGCCGAACGCAAGGUCCUUGGGCGUUUUGGUCGAUACCAUGGAAUUAUAUGAACUUGCCGUACAACAUAACCACUUAUAAACAAUUGGUGGUGUAUGGAUCUUCGAAAGCAUGGCCGUCAUUUCUAGUACAUAAUGCCGGUGAAAUAGUCGUCAGACCUCGACAGUCUAGGGGACAUAAAUCACUUUGGAGACGGUCCAAAAAGUUCGUAAGAAACUGCGUUGUCAGUGUCAGAUGCCAAGUUUGUUUCUGCCUAUGAAUUUGUGAUAUUUAUUUUUUCAAAUUCUUAGUUUUAAUGUUCCGUUUCUAAUGUGUGCUUACGUUAGACGACUUGUGCCCUAUGCAUAAGCUAUCUGCUGCUCGCUUUAUUGGUUGGUUAAAUGACGAGAAUAUGCGCGGUCGCUGAGUCGUUUUUGCUGCGUCCAAACACGCGUCUAGUUCAGUCGCGGUCUUGUAAAUGAUAGCUUAAUCCAUCAUGAGUACAGUGGGUUAAAAAUGUUUGUCAUUUAGCUAUUAAUUUUUAUUGUUUUAACUAUUUUUUAAUACUUAUUUUGGAAAUA
This is a messenger RNA of Melanaphis sacchari, 1195 nucleotides long. RefSeq lists its product as uncharacterized. NCBI's taxonomy places the organism in Eukaryota, Metazoa, Arthropoda, Insecta, Hemiptera, Aphididae. The coding region runs from base 523 to 894 and encodes 123 amino acids. The record is from RefSeq and is a predicted model, not a curated record. The transcript is spliced from 2 exons.